CACCAGAGCACCCGCACUUUUUAAAAAUCGGCAAAGCCUUUGCCUUCGGUUCUUAGUUCGUUGCCUUCACACAAACAGAAGAAACAAUGGGAUGUACGCAGUCUAAAACAGCCAAGGACGCCGUUGCUGGAAACGCCAAUGGAAAUCCAGCAAAAGGUGUUUCGUCAGUCAAGCCAACGGAGAUCACCAUUGCAUCUUCGUCUUCUCCAACUCCGGUGCAACCAUCCGAUCUCACAACCAGCCAUACCGUCUCUUCUGAUGACCACGAUGGAGCCCUCUCUUCUGGAGUCUCCAAAGAUUCCGUCACUACAGAAAACAACACCAACAGCGUAGAGGAAUCCCUCACGAAGAACCAUGUAGCUGACAAUAGUGCCAACGUGGACACUCCGAAGAGGGAUACACACACAACCAACAACGUUACAACCAUCAUGACGAGCGAAACCACAGUGGCUCUUUCUGAAAGCAUUGAAAUUACAACGUCUGCAACAAAUAAUAUUGCCAAUAGGGUUGACACCCCAACAGCAGUAGAUGAGCCACCAACCAAAAAUCUUGCCUCCACACUGAAGAACAGUCCUUUGCAACAAUCUGACAAUUUAAGUAGUGAUGCUGCUGAUGAUGAGGUUAUGGUCAAAAAUGAGGACAAGGAAGCCACGGAAGAACCAAAGCAGCCACAUGAACGACCAACGAUGGAUACACCCGGAGAACCGGUGCUGAUUAAAGAACAGACCACUGAAAUUGAAACCGUGGCAGUGCUUGACAAGGAUGAGAAUGCCGAAACUGUAGCUGAGGAAGCUGAGCCUCCUGUUAGCACCUUGGAAGAGCGUAUUCCUUUGGAGCACAUUGAAAGCACUAUUGAAGUGGUGGCAUUGGAAAAGGAAGAUUCCGUAUCCAAUGCGAAUUCUUUUUCUGGUGAACACAACACGGAGGAUGCGGACACGAAAGUCAGCAUGAAUCCAAAGAUCACUUUUUCAGAUAUCACUGUCGACUCAUCCGUCUCGGAGAAGAAGAUUGAGCUUGACCCGGCAAAGAGCAGCUCUAAGCAACAGCCAAAGUAUUGUGUUGGAUGCUUUGUAGAGGAGAUUUCAUCUGGAGCCUUCAAAUUCUGUGCCAAAUGCAAGACUGUCAGCUAUUGCAGCAGAGAUUGCCAAGUACAACAUUGGAAGGUUCAUAAGAAAGUCUGCGGCAAGAGUGGGGUUUUGGACGCUGGUAAGACAAGCAUUCAAGUGCACGAUUUCGCUGCGGAUGAAAGCAGUUUUGUUGAGACCUCUGUUUUGAAGUCUACUUCUCGUGAAGAUGCCGUCAAAGAGCUGGAAGCUGUUCUUCGACGGCUGCGAAGUGAGGAAUCGCAAGAGGAAGAUCAGCCAACGUUUGAAAUCGUGGCUCUGGAUGACGACAACAAGCCCAAGGAAGAAGAACCGGAUCCAGUAGAGACUGCGAGAGAAUCCAUUUUGGAUGAAACAGUUUCGGAAAUGCUCGAGAGUGGUUUGUUCGGAGAAGAGAUUGAGACUGAAGCUCCCAAGUCACCCAAAGACAUCGUUCCUCCUCCUCCAUCUGUGGAUGAAAACACUCCAAUUUUGCUGCAAGUUCCUGAGGUUCGUACUUGUGCCGGUUGCAGUUCUGUGGAAAAGGCGAUGGGAGCAUUCAAGAGUUGUGCCAAGUGUCGAGUUGUAUUCUACUGCAAUCGGAAGUGCCAAAAGAGUCAUUGGAAGGAACACAAAAAGAGCUGCUGCAAGAGCGAUCCUAAUGCCAGUAGAAAGAGCAGCCUGCUCCUCCAGGCCAAAGAUACCAGUUUGACAACGAUCCAGGCUUCCUAAAAACAAAGUGAAAAGUAUUCCGUGUAUCUGUCUGUAUUGGUGAAAGGGGGUGACAUUCAAACAAAGAAAACAACAACAAAGCUGGCUAAGACCAUCUUCAGGAGCUUAGAACUAAAGGAAGAAGCCAAUCCAGUCAACUCUCGAACAUUGCCAACACUUCCAAGGGUGUUGCCGACCAUGGUGACCAUGAUGGUUGAGCCGACAGAGCACCUCGAUAAGCCGACAGAGCUGUUUACAUUAGGUGGCCGAUAUAGUUACCCAAUGAGGUUAAUCUCUGGUAGUAUGUUAUCCGAGUAACUAGGUUUUCGUCACUGCCGACUCUAGCUACCGGUAGUCAGAAAACCGUCACAUGUUCCAAGGUACUUCCCGACAGCAUAGCAAAAAGUAUUAGACUAGACUAGCUAGAAGCCCCAACGAGGCUCUGCUUCCCCGGUCCCCGAUGGUUUAAUGCAAGCGCCAUUCUACUAGCUAGACUACUAGCUAGC
Molecule: messenger RNA, 2299 nt
Organism: Seminavis robusta
Lineage: Eukaryota; Bacillariophyta; Bacillariophyceae; Naviculales; Naviculaceae
Source: the annotation of a GenBank genome assembly